Molecule: messenger RNA, 2694 nt
Organism: Drosophila ananassae
Lineage: Eukaryota; Metazoa; Arthropoda; Insecta; Diptera; Drosophilidae
Product: beta-glucuronidase
Exons: 10
Coding region: 529-2499 (656 amino acids)
Biological process (GO): glucuronoside catabolic process; carbohydrate metabolic process
Molecular function (GO): beta-glucuronidase activity; carbohydrate binding
Source: RefSeq, a predicted model, not a curated record
UGCAAGCGGUGGGUGUCGAAUCGCCGCAGGACUGCUGAUAGUCAUGUGUUAGGACAGCUUUAAAUAUAAAAACAGUUCGUUAUGUAUCCUUAAUUUAAGAAUUGCAUAAGAAUGUGUCAGCUCGUGUACAAUUAAUAUACCCUUUUAUUUGUUCGAGUGUUCAAAUGUGUCAAAUUGUUCCGUUCCAGUACUUCCUGCUAAAAGUUGAAUUUUGUUUUAUUUUCUAUAUAUUUUCCCAACUCGGCUCAAAAAGUAAGGAUGGUUUUUUUCAUUAUGCCACCUACAAUUGUGAAUAAGGCUUAAAGAUUUUGUGUAAAAUCGGUUUUUUGGAGCAUUAUUAAGUACAAAGAACAUAAACAGACAUUUUAAUGUUCUGAUACAGAUAUUAGUUCUUUGUGUGACAUUCCUGGUCAUAUUGUUUCUUAUUUUAUCCCGGCGAAUUGAAGUGCAAACUUAAAAUAAUUUACCGCAGAAGCUAAAAGAAAGAUUUGAUUGUCCAGGAAACGGUUUAUUCUCCAAUAGAACAUAAUGGCUUUUUCGUUUUUCUCCCUGGUGACCGGUCUAUAUGUCCUGCACUCCUCCAUAGCUCUACUACUGCUUAACAAGGAAGUGCCCAUCACACGCGGAAUGCUCUACCCCAGGGAAUCGGAAACGCGGGAGGUGCACUCUCUGGACGGGAUUUGGAACUUUGUUCGGUCGGAUCCAGACAAUCCUACGCAGGGUAUCAGGGACAAAUGGUUUGAAAAGGAUCUUAGCAAAAGCCAGCCGACGAUACCGAUGCCUGUUCCGGCAUCCUACAACGACAUAACCACAGACAACCUGCGUGACCAUGUGGGUACUGUGUGGUAUGAUCGCCGGUUCUUUGUGCCCCGCUCCUGGCGCACGGAUCAGAGGGUUUGGCUGCGAUUCGGCAGUGUCCACUAUGAAGCCUAUGUGUGGGUUAACGGCAAGAGGGUGGUGAAGCAUGAGAUGGGGCACCUGCCAUUCGAGGCAGAGGUAACAGACGUGCUGAUGUACGGGUCGGAAAAUCGGAUCACCGUGAUGUGUGACAACGCCUUGAUCCAGACAUCAGUACCACAGGGCAAGAUCACCGAGGUGCCCAACGACAACGGAAUGACCAUUGUUCAGAGCUAUACUUUUGAUUUUUUCAACUACGCUGGAAUACAUAGGAGCGUGCAUCUGUACACAACGCCCAAGACGCUUAUCGAAGAAGUGAAGGUUACAACGAAUUUGAAAAACCAAAACGCUGAUGGGGAGGUUUCGUACUCGGUCUCUGUGAAAGGAAGCGUCGUUAACGAAGCCGACAAUGACCUGCAUAUUCAAGCAAAUCUGUAUGAUAAGGAGGGUCUACUGGUGGCCAAUGCGACGUCGGAUGGUAAACUGGAGGGCGAAUUACAGGUAGCAGAGGUGAAGCCUUGGUGGCCAUACCUUAUGCACCCAGACCCAGGCUAUUUAUACCAGCUGGAGAUCAAGCUACUAGCAGCCAACGAGGAGCUUUUGGAUGUUUAUCGUCUAAAAGUGGGUCUACGUACUCUGAGUUGGGACCAAACUCAGUUCCUGAUCAAUGGAAAAUCGGUUUAUUUCCGGGGCUUCGGCCGGCACGAGGAUUCCGAUAUUCGAGGAAAGGGUCUAGAUAAUGCUUUGAUGGUCCGGGACUUCAACCUGCUGAAGUGGAUAGGUGCCAAUGCAUACCGUACCUCGCAUUACCCCUAUUCCGAGGAGUCUAUGCAGUUCGCUGACGAGCACGGAAUCAUGAUCAUCGAUGAAUGUCCCAGUGUGGACACUGAAAAUUUCAGCCAGGAGCUGCUCGGCAAGCACAAAUCCUCGCUGGAGCAGCUUAUCCACAGGGAUCGGAACCAUCCGAGUGUAGUUAUGUGGUCGAUUGCGAAUGAGCCGCGUACGGGAAGUUUGACUGCGGAUUCAUACUUUAGUUUGGUGGCCAACUUCACACGCUCUCUGGACAAAACGAGACCGAUUACAGCGGCCAUUGCUACUCCUUACACUAAGGAUCAGGCGGGUCGUCAUCUUGACAUCAUUAGUUUCAAUAGGUAUAAUGCCUGGUACACAAACACAGGCCGCUUAGACAUGGUUACCCAAAAUGUGAUUGACGAGGCUGUUGCCUGGAACAAAGCCUACCAGAAGCCAGUAAUUAUGUCCGAAUAUGGAGCAGAUACACUAGAGGGGCUGCAUAUUCAACCUGCCUAUGUGUGGUCGGAAGAAUUCCAAAUGGAAGUGUUUUCCCGGCACUUCAAGGCAUUUGACGAGUUGCGUAAGAAGGGAUGGUUUAUUGGUGAAUUCGUGUGGAACUUUGCCGACUUCAAGACGGCACAGAGCUACACCCGUGUGGGUGGAAAUAAGAAGGGAGUCUUUACCAGAGCUCGUCAGCCCAAGGCAGUGGCUCACUUGCUUCGGAAGAGAUACUUUGCCUUAGGUCGGGACCUCGAUCAAUGCAACAUCCCAGAGGACAUCUUUAUCUAUAUCGCAGAGUGGAAAUCCUAGAAGGAUAAAGAGGCAAUUUGUAAAUAAAUUUUUCCAGGAAAUUAUGUAGUUCCCUUGGGCACUGCCACCUCGUAUCUUCAUUUUCAUUCCUAUAAUUUCCAUAUACGACUUCAAAUUAGUUGAGCCAUUAGUGCUUUGUAUUUUUUAUAAGCCUUUAUAAUUAAGGAAUAAAUGAAUUAUUUAUAACCUCCCUAA